AUAACCUGAGGCCUCACAGCACCACCAACUCUUCCAAGUCAGAAAACUUCAUAUCUGGGUCUACUCCCGUUCUUUGCCUUUUUCUUUUUUGGUCACGCAAUGAUCGAGUCUAACCUUCCUGGCCUGUCUUCCUUUGUAAUGAGGCAACUCUGCUGAAGUUGGAGUCCAAUGGCUGCCAAGAUCUUUGAUCUCAUGAGCAAGUUUGGCUUGGGACUGGUGGUGGCCGGUGGAGUGGUCAACUGGGCCCUUUAUAACGUGGAUGCAGGCCACAGAGCUGUCAUCUUUGACCGAUUCCGGGGCAUCCAGGACGUGGUGGUGGGAGAAGGGACCCAUUUCCUCAUCCCUUGGGUGCAGAGACCCAUUGUGUUUGACUGCCGCUCCCGCCCACGCAACAUCCCCGUAACCACCGGAAGCAAAGACCUCCAGAACGUGGACGUCACGCUCCGCUUGUUGUUCAGACCGGCUGUACUACGGCUCCCCCAGAUUUACACAACCCUUGGAGAGGACUACGACGAGCGAGUGUUGCCUUCCAUUGCGACCGAGACUCUCAAGUCCGUUGUGGCCCGUUUCGAUGCCGGGGAGUUGAUCACCCAGAGGGAGCUGGUCUCGAGGCAAGUGAGCGACGACCUCAUGGAAAGAGCCGGGACGUUCGGAAUCAUCCUAGACGAUGUUUCGUUGACCCACCUGACCUUUGGGAAGGAGUUCCUGGAGGCCGUGGAGUUGAAGCAAGUGGCCCAGCAAGAAGCAGAGCGGGCCCGGUUCGAGGUGGAAAAGGCCGAGCAGCAGAAGAGAGCUGACAUCAUUGCCGCCGAAGGAGACUCGAAGGCAGCAGAGCUCAUCGCCGAGGCCCUGGCGGUGGCCGGAGACGGUCUCAUCGAAUUGCGGAAACUGGAAGCCGCUGAAGACAUUGCAUUCCAAUUGUCACGCUCCCGCAAUGUCACCUACUUGCCAUCGGGACAGGCCGAGUUCAUCCGCCCACCCCAAUGAGUCCCUUUCCUUCUGCCACGUUUCCCCAAAAGAAUGGACUGUCUAGAAAGGGAAAUCUCGUAACUUUUCGUAACUUAAUAAAGGUCACGGCUCUCUCUCA
Molecule: messenger RNA, 1087 nt
Organism: Anolis carolinensis (green anole)
Lineage: Eukaryota; Metazoa; Chordata; Lepidosauria; Squamata; Anolidae
Product: prohibitin 1
Exons: 1
Coding region: 169-987 (272 amino acids)
Biological process (GO): mitochondrion organization
Cellular component (GO): membrane; mitochondrion
Source: RefSeq, a predicted model, not a curated record